Exophiala viscosa is the source of this 1319-nucleotide messenger RNA. RefSeq names its product chaperonin 10-like protein. Lineage: Eukaryota; Fungi; Ascomycota; Eurotiomycetes; Chaetothyriales; Herpotrichiellaceae. The transcript has 3 exons. Bases 84 to 1127 code for a protein of 347 amino acids. The record is from RefSeq and is a predicted model, not a curated record. Gene Ontology annotation, molecular function: oxidoreductase activity; zinc ion binding.
GUUGCGCAAGCGCAAGGGCAUUCGAACAAAUACAUCAUGAGAAGCACUGUUCCUGGUUACCACCUCUGAAGACGAUCGCAGCUAUGGCGCAAGACAAGACUAUGAAGGCGGUGCGUUGGCAUCCGGACACCAAGAAGGUUCAGGUCGAUAACGUCCCUAUCCCGAAACCAGAUAAUGAUCUCAUGCUGGUUCGAACAAUUGGUUCUGGGCUAUGUCACUCGGAGAUGCUAGUUCUUCACGGCACAUACCAGUUGCCACAGCCAACGACACUCGGUCAUGAGGCGGUUGGUGAGGUUGUCGAACUUGGAUCAGAUGUAAGCGGGUUCAAAGUGGGAGACAAAGUCGGGUUUCUCAACGGCCUCAGAUCCUGCUGGAAAUGUGACGGCUGCAAGGUUCACUAUGGAUUCUGCCGAUCGGAAAAGUUCACAAUGCAAGGCUUCUCGGCAGCGGAUGGCUUUCUUGCAGAAUACUGUCUCGUCGAUCCUAAUGCCGCUUUCAACUUACCAGAUGGCAUUGAUAUUGUCAAGUUUGCACCAUUAUGCUGUGCUGGUAUCACAGCGUAUAAUGGCGUCAAGAAAGCCGACCUGAAGCCGGGUCAGUGGCUAGCGGUGAUAGGUUGCGGGGGCCUCGGUCAACUUGCGCUACGAUAUGCUAAGGCACUGGACCUGAAUGUCAUUGGCAUUGAUGUCAACGACGAAGUACUGGCCACAGCGAAGAAGGCCGGCAUAGAGCAUACUAUCAACAGCAGGUCCACGCCAGAUGUUGCUGGAGAGAUUCAAAAGAUUGCUGGUAGCUUGGCCGAUGCUGUGGUUGUCUAUACUGCUGUCAAAGCAGGGUUUGAUCUGGCGCCAAAGUUAAUCAAAAUCGGGGCGAGAUUCGUCGCUGUUGGGUGUCCUCCGGGGGAAAUUAGUUUCAACCCAGUCGAGCUUGCACUUGGGAGGUAUUCUUUGCAAGGAGCCAACAACCAUGGAACGCCCAAACAAUUGCGAGAAUGUGCCGAUUUCACAACAGCUAAUAAGAUCGAAUGUCCAGUCCAGCUGUUCAAGAUCGACGAGAUUGGAGACAUGAUCGACAUGAUGGAAGAAGGCAGGAUGGCAGGCAAGAGACUGGUCGUCGACUUCAGCUGAAUGUGAUGAAAAAGUAACCUAUGGUGGCAACAAAUCCUAAAGCCAUGCAUUAGAUGCUGACCCUGUGCGCAAUGGACGUCAACAUAUGUACACGUAGAGACAAUUUCUCGAAGGCUUAAAGCUUUGCUUGAAUCUUCGCUACAUCUCCACUACCCAAGACAAUCUCGUCGUUGCGGUAGUCUGGGUUGAAUG